Molecule: messenger RNA, 1255 nt
Organism: Drosophila navojoa
Lineage: Eukaryota; Metazoa; Arthropoda; Insecta; Diptera; Drosophilidae
Gene: GlcAT-I
Product: Glucuronyltransferase I
Biological process (GO): chondroitin sulfate proteoglycan biosynthetic process; carbohydrate metabolic process
Cellular component (GO): Golgi membrane
Molecular function (GO): galactosylgalactosylxylosylprotein 3-beta-glucuronosyltransferase activity
Source: RefSeq, a predicted model, not a curated record
CCAAUAGCACAAAAGUUGUUAAAAAUGUCAUAAGUUCUUUUCGUUGAUUUAUUUAAAAAUAAAUUUUAAAUUAUUUGUAUAUAACUGAAUGUGUGUCCUAAUGCUGCGCUAGUGCAGUGGAGUGUUUUAGUGUGUGUGCGUGGGACGUGCGCUGAGUUUUUUUUUGUUUUGGAGUAACCUAGGCGAAAUUAGAUGCUGAGAUGUCCGAGGUACGCAUUCGUCCACGGCAAGUGCUCGUGCUGAUCAUCGUGUUCAUUGUUGUGCUGCUGAUGGUUCAUCGCAACGGUAAACACACCUGCCAGGGCCCCGCUUACCUGCAGGCGAUGUACAGCAAAGCUCAAGCGGACACGUUGCCCAAAAUCUACGCCAUAACGCCGACGUAUGCUCGGCCAGCACAAAAAGCCGAAUUGACCAGGCUAUCGCAUUUGUUUAUGCUGGUGCCCAAUUUGCAUUGGAUCAUUGUGGAGGAUUCGAACAGCACAACGACUCUGGUGCGAAACGUAUUGCUGCGCGCCGGACUGGACAAUCGCUUCACGCAGCUGAAUAUCAAAACUCCGCCGGAAUUCAAGCUGCAGGGCAAGGAUCCCAAUUGGAUCAAGCCACGCGGCGUUGAGCAGCGCAAUCUGGCCCUGACCUGGCUGCGCAGUAAUGUGGAUGCGGAGCGCCAUGCCAUUGUCUUCUUCAUGGACGACGACAACUCCUAUUCCGUGGAGCUGUUCGCUGAGAUGUCCAAAAUAAAGCCCGGCCGUGUGGGCAUCUGGCCCGUUGGCCUUGUCGGCGGCCUGAUGGUCGAGCGGCCGCUGCUCAACGAUAACAACCAGGUGACGGGCUUCAAUGCCGCCUGGCGGCCAGAGCGACCGUUCCCCAUCGACAUGGCCGCCUUUGGCAUUAGCAUCGAUCUGUUCUUCAAGUAUCCGCAGGCCAGCUUCUCGUACGAAGUGCAGCGCGGCUACCAAGAGAGCGAAAUCCUACGUUAUCUAACCACACGGGAGCAGCUGCAGCCGCUGGCCAACAACUGUCGCGACGUGCUCGUCUGGCACACGCGCACCGAGAAGACCAAGCUCAGUGCCGAGGAGGCGCUGCAGCGCCAGAACAAGCGCUCCGACGAGGGCAUCGAGGUUUAACUGACCCCUCGCCUGUCCACCGCCCAGCCGCAGCCGCAGCAUCACGAUCUAAAGAAUUUACCAACUCAGUGUUUUGUGUAUUAGAAUAUAAAUUUAUAGAGGUAUAUAUAUAUAGUAUGUAUAUAUAUAUG